GAUUGACCUGAAGUUAAGGUGGGGGUGUUAAGGCAUAAAAGGCAGCCCCACUGGGACUGUAGCCACACCCUCCCCAGCCCUCCAGCCAUGCCCGUGCUUGUGCUGUGCUUGCUGUGCGCCCUGGCAACGACGGCCCAGCCGGCACUGGUGGGUUUCACGAGUGGCCCAGAGCCAGCGCAGCAGGAGGAGCUGACCCUACUCUUCCACGGGGCCCUGCAGCUGAGCCAGGCUCUCAACGGGGUGUACAAGGCCACGGAGGCACAGCUGACAAAGGCCGGGGACAGCCUGAGCCUCUAUGGCCAGGUGCUGGGGCUCCUGGGGAAGGAGGUCAGCCAGGGCCAGGAUGCAGCCCAAGAGCUACGUGCGAGUCUAUUGGAGAUGCAGAUAGAAGAGGAUGGUCUCAAGCUGCAGGCAGAGGCCACAGCCCAGGCACUGGGGGAGGUGGCCCGGGGACAGCAGGUGCUGCGGGAGAAAAUGAAGCGGCUAGAAGCUCAACUGAAGGGCGUGUGGCUGGGCCAUGCCCGCCAAGAAUUCGAGGCCUUAAAGGCCCAUGCAGAUGAGCAGAACCACAUCGUGUGGGUCCUCACGGGUCAUGUGCAGCGACAGAAGCAGGAGAUGAUGGCACAGCAGCAGCGGCUGAGACAGAUUCAGGAGAGACUCCACAUGGCUGCGCUCCCAGCCUGAGCCUGAGCCUGGGCAGAACUGAGGACCAGUCAUGCACCGAGGGACACAGCCCUGCCCCAUGCGGCCCCCACACAGGGAGGAGCUGCCCAUCUGCUGAGGUCAGCCAGGGCGCUGGGCCCUGCUUCCAGUCAUGGAGCAGAGAGGGAAGCAGGCGGGGACGCAGGCAGAGAACAUGGAUGGUCGAGGAGGGGUGGAGGAAGGAUAUGCCCCUUCAUGCCUAUACAUUCCCUAUUAAAGCAGAACAGUGGCAUCUCA
Molecule: messenger RNA, 939 nt
Organism: Capra hircus (goat)
Lineage: Eukaryota; Metazoa; Chordata; Mammalia; Artiodactyla; Bovidae
Gene: ANGPTL8
Product: angiopoietin like 8
Exons: 4
Coding region: 88-684 (198 amino acids)
Biological process (GO): regulation of lipid metabolic process; triglyceride homeostasis
Source: RefSeq, a predicted model, not a curated record